AAGAUGAACGGUUGUCAUUAUUCUAGUUACGCGUGUCAUAAAUCUACCUCCUACAUUUUCAUAUUUUAGGACCUUCUAACUUUUACUCUGCACAUUUCUCUCUCCUCCACCUUCUAGAUUUCUCUCCUCCAUUGAAGAAGCUUCAAAGGUUGUAAGUCAAUAAUGAUGGAUGGGUUAGGUUAUCCGUCAGUAUAUAAGAAGAUACAAGGGAAGUCUAACUUCAUGUCUCAGUUUGCACCCAGUUUGCACCAAAGGAACUGUAGAGCUCACAAUUUUAGCAGUCCUUAUGUAAAUGGUUGCUUACGGAAUCCCGUGUUGUACUCAUACCAGGGUACUGGCCUGACAAACGUACCUCCACUAUCCUCUCCUAUUUUUGUGCCUGCAGUGGCUGAGAAAGCAGAGAAAAACUUCGUGGUUGAUUUUCUUAUGGGAGGGGUUUCUGCAGCCGUUUCUAAGACUGCAGCUGCACCCAUUGAACGAAUUAAGCUCUUGGUUCAGAAUCAAGAUGAGAUGCUUAAAACUGGCCGAUUGUCUGAACCAUACAAGGGUAUAUCCGACUGUUUUGCAAGAACCAUUAAAGAUGAAGGCAUGAUCUCUCUUUGGAGAGGAAACACAGCUAAUGUUAUCAGAUACUUUCCUACCCAGGCCCUGAACUUUGCUUUCAAGGAUUACUUUAAGAGGAUGUUUAAUUUCAAGAAAGACAAGGAUGGAUACUGGAAAUGGUUUGCGGGAAACUUGGCAUCUGGUGGCUUAGCUGGUGCUACAUCACUUUUCUUUGUGUAUUCUUUGGAUUAUGCUAGGACUCGGUUGGCUAAUGAUGCUAAGAUUGCGAAGAAAGGCGGUGGUGAUAGGCAAUUCAAUGGUAUGAUUGAUGUUUAUAAGAAAACACUCAAAACAGAUGGUAUAGCUGGGCUAUACCGUGGUUUCACUAUCUCGUGUGUUGGAAUCAUUGUUUACCGUGGAUUAUACUUUGGAAUGUAUGAUUCACUUAAACCUGUGGUGUUGGUUGAUGGACUACAGGAUAGCUUUGUUGCCAGUUUUUUGCUGGGUUGGGGUAUCACUAUUGGUGCUGGCUUAGCUUCCUACCCUAUAGACACUGUGCGUAGAAGAAUGAUGAUGACCUCUGGAGAAGCAGUUAAAUACAAGAGUUCUAUUGAUGCAUUUCAACAGAUCAUGAAGAAGGAAGGCACAAAAUCUCUCUUCAAGGGGGCUGGUGCCAACAUUUUGCGUGCUGUUGCAGGUGCUGGUGUGCUUGCUGGUUAUGACAAGCUACAGUUAGUUCUCCUAGGCAAGAAAUAUGGUUCUGGUGGCGGUUAAGUUCCUAUGAUGACGAUCAAUAUUAAAAGAACACUGGUGUCUUCUGGGCAUUAUUUAAGCGUAUAAUAUUAGAAUAAUUUUGAUAGAACCAACAUAUCCAUUUAUGCUUCCUCGUACUAGUGGUUGUUUAUCUUCACAGGACUGUCUUUCUGAAUUUUGAAGUGUUGUCAUUUAUGCUCAAGUUCAGGUUUGCAUUUUACUUUUGGAUGUCUUGUGCCAUGAAUAUGAAAUAAUUGAAUAGACAAUGUAUUUUGUUGGAAUUGUUAAAUUUGGAGAGCUGCUGCCUUAGCCGUUUUUAGUACCA
Messenger RNA from Chenopodium quinoa (quinoa), 1621 nucleotides. RefSeq names its product ADP,ATP carrier protein-like. The record is from RefSeq and is a predicted model, not a curated record. The coding region runs from base 163 to 1317 and encodes 384 amino acids. Gene Ontology annotation, molecular function: ATP:ADP antiporter activity. Gene Ontology annotation, biological process: mitochondrial ATP transmembrane transport; mitochondrial ADP transmembrane transport. The transcript has 4 exons. NCBI's taxonomy places the organism in Eukaryota, Viridiplantae, Streptophyta, Magnoliopsida, Caryophyllales, Amaranthaceae. Gene Ontology annotation, cellular component: mitochondrial inner membrane.